AUGAAGUUUUCCAUAUUGACCAUCGUUCCUCUCGCCGCUCUCGCCGCUGCAUUCCCCAGUCCCCAAAAUGCCGACCGCCCUGUCGCAACAGGGUCUUGUUGUGUGGCAAACACGAGCUUGAAGCAGGACGUGUGCAAUGUCAAUGGCCAGAGUGGGCGCUGCGUGCCCUCUGCAGCCAACAACUGCGGCGGACAGUUGACUUGUAUCGAGGACAAUCGCUUGCAAUGCGAUGCGAAUACCCUGAAGCGUGGCAGGCCCCUUUGCAGACUGGCUAGCGAGUUUGGGAAGAUCAAUUAG
Molecule: messenger RNA, 297 nt
Organism: Ascochyta rabiei
Lineage: Eukaryota; Fungi; Ascomycota; Dothideomycetes; Pleosporales; Didymellaceae
Exons: 2
Coding region: 1-297 (98 amino acids)
Source: RefSeq, a predicted model, not a curated record